UUUGCAGAAUGAUCAAAUGAUUGAAAAUGUGGUUUCUGUAUUUAUUAGUAGCUGUUUUAACAAUUGUAAACGCAUAUGGAGUAGGCUCAGAAAUAACUUUUGACGAAAAUGGAUAUGUAUUGUAUUGUCCCUGCAUGGGGCGAUAUGGAAAUCAAGCAGAUCAUUUUUUGGGAUCUUUAGCAUUUGCCAAGGCUCUGAAUAGAACUUUAGCUCUUCCUCCAUGGAGGACAUAUAGAAAUAUACCAUUUACAGAUUUUUUUCAAAUAGCACCAUUACAAAAUUAUCACAGAGUAAUAUUAUUAGAAGAUUUUUUAAGAGAGCUUGCUCCAAAGUACUGGCCAGUUGGAAAUCGGAAAGGUUAUUGUUGGCUUCCCCCAGGCUCUGGAGCAGACUGUAAAAUGAAGGAUGGAAAUCCAUUUUAUCAAUUUUGGGAUGAACUUGGAGUGAAUUUUGAUGACAGCAUUGUUUUCAAUAUUGGUUUUACUGUUGAAGACUCUUAUGUACUGGAAGAAUGGCAAAAUCAAUUUCCACCCUCUCUUCAUCCAGUGAUAGCAUUUAAAGGUGCACCAGCACCCUAUCCAGUCAAAGAGGCCAAUAGAAAAUUACAUCAAUACCUUGUGUGGUCUACAAAACUUCUGUCACAAGCAAAAGAACUUCAAAGCACAGUUUUACCAAAUGGGUCUUAUGUUGGAAUUCAUCUUCGUAAUGGAGUUGAUUGGAAAAAUGCUUGUGGAAAUGUAGAAGGAAUGCACAACUUUAUGGCAUCUCCUCAGUGCCUUGGUUACUCUCACUACAAUACUGUUACCAAAGAAAUUUGUUUUCCUUCUGAACAAGAAAUCUUAAAAAGAACUAGAGAAGUUGUUCUCAAAACAAAAGCGAAGUCUGUCUAUGUUGCAACUGAUGCUAAUGCCAUGUUAACACAACUGAGAACAAGUCUUGCAGAUCUCAAGGUUACAGUUAUCCAUGGAAAUCCUUCACUUCCACAAAUUGAUCUAAUAAUCUUAGCUAAAUCUGACCACUUCAUUGGAAACUGUGUAUCAUCUUUUACAGCACAUGUCAAACGAGAAAGAGACAUUCAUGGUUUGCCUUCCUCUUUCUGGGGUUUUAAUGGACACAGUAAAUAAGAUUAUGGAGAUGAAUAUAAUUUAUGAUUAGUACAAUACACUUAUUGUAUACAGUAGAACAGCAGGAUGAUCAUGAAUGAAUGGCUAAUCACUGAAUAGCCAACUUUAAAUAUUUUGUUUCACAAACAUGCAAAAAAGAAUAUUGUAGACAAAACUCUGGGAAAAUAAAAGAAAAUAUUAAGAUAGUUUAGUUUUCCUCAA
Molecule: messenger RNA, 1325 nt
Organism: Exaiptasia diaphana
Lineage: Eukaryota; Metazoa; Cnidaria; Anthozoa; Actiniaria; Aiptasiidae
Product: GDP-fucose protein O-fucosyltransferase 1
Exons: 7
Coding region: 27-1124 (365 amino acids)
Biological process (GO): protein O-linked glycosylation via fucose; regulation of Notch signaling pathway; Notch signaling pathway
Cellular component (GO): endoplasmic reticulum
Molecular function (GO): peptide-O-fucosyltransferase activity
Source: RefSeq, a predicted model, not a curated record